AUGCUUGAACAUAAGAAACAUUGGGAUCUCAAUGAUGACAAGGCCACUAAAUAUGUUUACACCAAACUAAAUUAAAUAGCUCUAGGAAAAACAGAAACACUCAACCUAUAUGGAGUCAUUAUUGACGCAAGUUCUAGUUAUCAAUCUAAAGGCUAUCAAAUUUGUCAGAUAAAAGUCAUAGAUUAAAGUCUGAAUCUAAAGUCUAGUCGAAUUUAUAACAACAAGGCAAUGGAUCAUUAGGUGAUAGUCUUCUUUGCUAAUCACUAGAAGGAUUAGCCACAAGUCUUUAGACUUGGAGAUAUAAUCAGAGUUCAUAGGGCGAAUUCGACUGAAUAUAAUAAUUCUCUUCAAGUGAUUGGGAAUUUGUAUGGAAGAUCAUCCUGGGUCAUUUUCCAAGGAUAGCCAGAAUACACACACUCAUACAAGCAUAAAAAGAGUAAUAAAGAUGAUGAUGUCGACAUGCUUAUGCCAAAUGGCUUUAUUCGAAUAUUUGAUAACCCAGAAGAUGAAUAUUAUUAUGAGCGAAGCAAACAACAGUUGCAAUUAGAUGAUGAACUUGAUGAAAAUGACCUUAAAUACUAUCCGAUUGCAUGCUCUUCAAGUUCUUACAGCUUCAAUGACUCUGAAAAGGAGAUUAUUGAUAACCUUAGAAGAUGGUCUUAUGAUUAUCUAAAGAGUAAUCCUGUGUUCGCUAGUGAGACGUAGGUAUAGACUUAGAUUCAUGUGGAUUCUCAUGGAUAAUCCUAUUACAAAGAUUUUGAUAUCCUAGCUAAAAUUAUAUCUCUUGAAGUUAUUGAUGAUAUUUAGGUUGAUAUAAGGAUAAAAGAUUUGGCUGGGAUAAUUUUCUAGUUAAGUGUUAAAACAAUUCGGCAUCGACUGCCCUAAUUAGGCUAAGUAAUUAGAGUGAGAGGUGCCAAGAUAAAUAUUAAUUAUAAUCCUGCAGUAAUGAAGGGAAAUUCUUAAAUCCCUGUUAUGUUGGAGUUGCAUCAUCCUUCAAAUAUAAUUCAUAUACCCUAAUACUAUAAGUAAGCAUUAAUUUUGAAUGAGAGAGUUAUUGAGGAUGAAUUAAUGAAAAAAUUGAUUUUAAAUACUGACAUCGACAAAAAUCUGACAAUGGGUCAACCUCUAGUUAUAACUCAAAUUAAUAAGCAAUAUAACGAAAUGCCCUAUACGAGUCUCUUUGAGUUAUAUCAUAAACCUGCAGUUGAAAUAUCUUAUGAUUUCAAUUAGCACGAUAUAAUGAGAAUGAAAGUAUUUACUUUGGGAUUUUUGCCCUCAAACAUAAGAGAAAUGACACAGCUUUAUUGCAAAAGAUGCUUGCGAAAUUUUUCAUUUUAAGAACUAGAAACUGACAAUAGUUUGCCAAUUGAUUAGUAAAUCUAUAAAUGUAAUUAGUGUGGUGAUUAAUGCAGGCCUAUAUAUAUGAUGGCAUUGAUUGUCAAAGAUGAUUCAACUGCUGGUACCGAUCGUUGCUAUAAACUUUAUUACUACAGCCAUGAUUAGCCUGAUGGUGAAGAAUUAUUUGGAGGUCUUAGACCAGCAAAUCUUUACAAGGAUGAAAAAUCAAGGGAAAUGCUUGGAAAUUAUAUACAGUUAUUUACAAAGUUUAACAUUUAUUUAGAUGUGAUUGUUAAAAGGAGAUUCGCAGAAUCCUAAAGAGAGGAAGUAUAUCAGAUUAUUGAUGGUAGGACUAAGAGUUUCCAUUUAGAAAUGAAUAAUUGA
Stylonychia lemnae is the source of this 1722-nucleotide messenger RNA. The record is from the annotation of a GenBank genome assembly. Lineage: Eukaryota; Ciliophora; Spirotrichea; Sporadotrichida; Oxytrichidae.